CUUGACUGCCGAGUUGCAACGAAGGUCAUGGAACCUGGUGAUCUCGCUGCGAAGGAGGCGGUGGAGCACGUGAUCCGUCGUGAGCUGGCGGAUCCUGCAUUGCCAACCACGAAGAACCGAGUGCCAUUCUCACCCGUCGACCAUGGUCUUCGCGAAGACUUCCGUCUAACGUCGUUCAGCGAGCUGAAAGGCUGAGGCUGCAAGCUACCCCAGGAAAAACUACUCACUUACAUCUCUGGGAUAGCUAACGACCUCAAACCCAACGAGACUCCAGGGAUGGACUCGAGCGUUGUCAAAAUCAAGAACCCCAUGCUCACCGACAUGUACCAAGUCUCGACCACCGACUUCUUCUACCCCCUGGUGCAAGAUCCCUACGUCCAAGGACGCAUUGCUUGUGCCAACGUCCUCUCGGACCUGUACGCGAUGGGCGUGACCGAAGUGGACACGAUGCUCAUGAUCUUGGGGGUGUCCCGCCUUAUGACGGACAUCGAGCGCGACGUCGUGACCACACAACUCAUCCAUGGCUUCAACGACUUGGCCCGCGAAGCUGGAACCAACGUCACCGGCGGCCAAACCGUGAUGAACCCGUGGCCGAUCGUCGGGGGCGUUGCGAUGAGCGUCCGUCAUGAAUCCCAGAUCAUCCGUCCUGAAAAUGCCAACCCCGGCGACGUGCUCGUGUUGACCAAACCCCUAGGAACUCAAUUGGCUGUGAACGCGUUGCAAAUGAAAGAUCAACCGCACCGGUGGCAAAAGGUGCAGCACUUUUUAACGAGAGAAGCCGCCGACGUUGCGUUUGCCAAAGCGUCCGAGUCCAUGGAGCGCUUAAACAUCAACGCCGCCAAGCUCAUGCACAAGUACGGAGCAACGUCGGCGACGGAUGUGACGGGGUUCGGCAUCCUUGGCCACGCAGCCAACUUGGCAGCGUCGCAGAAGGCGGCGGUGGAUUUGGAACUGCACACACUUCCGAUCAUCAAAGACAUGCUCGAAAUCAACGCUGCGUUCAAUAACAACUGGAGACUGCCCCAGGGGUACUCGUCUGAAACGUCUGGGGGGCUUCUCGUCACGUUGCCGCGUCAAAACGCCCAGGCGUACAUGCGGGAGUUGGAAGCGUUGGAUGGCCAGCCGUCGUGGCUAGUGGGUCAAGUCGUCCAAGGGUCCAACCAAGCGCGGAUUGUACCCGACGUGCGCUUUGUACCAGUCUAAUCAACCAUCGGCCGUGGCCAAGAUGACGAAAUGCGCGGUGUGUGCGGAGGAGGUCUUGUUUUUCCGAGUAGUUCAAGACCUCGAACAGCCGAGGGGAAUGCGAAUGACGGGGCGCCAUUUUACUUCACAAGCGUGGCGUCCUUGAUAUGCAGCCCCCACCGUGUAACCCAUCUAGACCCCGGGACUAGUGAUUAUUAGAGUGGCAAGUAAACGUUAAUUCGACUGCAAUAAUCGUG
Aphanomyces astaci is the source of this 1439-nucleotide messenger RNA. Its product is annotated as selenide, water dikinase. Gene Ontology annotation, biological process: L-selenocysteine biosynthetic process. Lineage: Eukaryota; Oomycota; Saprolegniomycetes; Saprolegniales; Verrucalvaceae. Gene Ontology annotation, molecular function: ATP binding; selenide, water dikinase activity. Bases 277 to 1203 code for a protein of 308 amino acids. Gene Ontology annotation, cellular component: cytoplasm. The transcript is spliced from 7 exons. The record is from RefSeq and is a predicted model, not a curated record.